UUUCUGUCAGUACUAAUUCUUCCAUAGUCAAAACCCUCAUUUUAGGCGAAAAAAUGAACGGACAUCGGACAUGAAUUCUGGGCUCCUUCCGGCUGCUGUUGGAUGCUGCCUGCAAGCCCCUGCACUAUUGUCACAGCUAUCGUCCCUCACUUCUUCUCGGACCCUUUUACUGUAAGAAGGACUAAACCACCCCAAGUGUUAGCAGUCGUCUCUGUGUCGAGGUUUGCUCAUAGUAUUCCAGAGGUGGCUAGCUCGUUCCGGUUGUACGAUCAGAGACCUUCUUGUUACUUGUUGCCUCUUGUCUGCAGUGCUACAACUGAUUGUGAUCGUGUCAAAAGAUCUCUCUCAUCCUGGAGAACGCAAAAAUAACAUUCGCGGUGAACAGUUAUACUACCAUGGGAAGUGGAUUCGCGAUCAGGCGCCUGUUGGCCCCACUGCUGCUAGUGGGUAUCUUCAUGAUGGCAAUGGUUUCUGGGCAAGAGGUUUCAGCUGGGGGUAGCGUACCAGCACGCCCUGGCUCGGCUCCAGCCCCUGCUCCAGAACCAGCAAAUGCAACGGCAAGUCCCUCCACCGAAGCACCAGGUACUAGUCAGGCAACUGCCACCAACGGUGAUACUGAGGGAGCCGACGAAGAUGAAGAUGUGCUCGAGUUUGUGGAAGAUGAACUGAACAUGACCAUGGGUGACUUUAACAUGACCAUGGAUGACUUUAACAUGACAAAUAUGACAGCACCUACCGAAGCUCCCACAAUCCCUACCCUCCCACCCACCUCGGAAGAUGGGUGUUAUACCACUCUGGAUGCUGUGUACUAUGUUAUCAGUGAUGACGACAAGUUAUUCCAACAGAAACGAUUCGUCAUGUGUCCAGAUUCGGUCUUUGAUGUUGGCUUUUUAGUCCCUGGAAUUGGAAUUGAUAAAGGACAGGCUCCAAUUGUACCCCGAUCCAAUACCGAACUUCUCUGUGGAGAAGACGGAAAGUCAACCAACAAUUGCAUCAUCCGAGGAGGAGAUUUUGGAUUGAUUGUUGUUCCUGUUUUCUUUCGACAAGAUCUUGCUGUUAACAACGUGGUAAUUAAAGGAUUCACGUUCGUGGGGCAAGUUCAGUAUGCCGCAUUUGUCGCUUCCUCGGGAGAUAUUCGGUUUGAAGACUGUGUCUUUAGGGACUCGGCGAACUUUGGUACUUUCGUCAUGAACUUUGAUUCAACUCUGGACCUCAGCAGAAGGUUGGACGAAGAUACGUUCAAGAAUCCGUGGGAUCAUGUCUUGGAUUAUGUGGAGAGGUACCGUAGUGGUCGUUUGCCCAGAAGGCUGGCAGCUGAGGUGGAAGAUGUGGACCUGGCCCCUCAAGACGGUGUAUCGGAGUAUCAAGAAGAGCGUAAUUUGCAAGCUGACGUCUUCAGAUCAUUAAUUAAAGACUGCAGAUUCGAGAACUUGCAACAAGUGGAGCGAAAGCUUGGAGUGGAGUUUGGUAUCUUCACGGUCAAAGGACCUGAUCAUGACAUCGUCAUGGAGGAUUGCACGUUUGCCAACAACCAAUUUGGAAAUCAGGAAUUGACGCCCAUUGGUUAUGCUAUCCUGAUCCAGGGGGCUAAGAUUAAGCUCGACGGCCUCUGUUUUGUUGACAAUGAUUUCCGUGGGAACGGAGUCGUCCUGCUCGAGCAGACACCUGACCCUUGGCUUGGAGGCACGGAUGUGAUGGACGGCGUCUACGUGACAGAGGACGAUGAUGACCUGGACUGUCCAUUUGGUGCCUGGUUCGAAACCGACGCGGAUCGUCGAAACGCAACGUUUUACUGCGUGAACCCCACAGCGGACGAGUGUGGUGGUGAACACAUCGAUAUAGGGCCAAGACCCCCACUGUUCGCGCCACCAACGGAGAGCGCAUCAGCUGGUCUGUGGUCUCACUUUGCCCUCUUCCUGGGAUUGUCGUGUGCCGCACUCUUGCUAUAGGCACUCCGGUCAGUAUUGUAUUUUUCAUUAGCGAAGUUCAAGUUGGUUGGGUACAGUGAUGGUCUGUUUUAACUUUGGAGAUGAGUUGUGUGUACCGAUAGAGUCCAUUCGGUGUAUUUACGGUGUGUUUAAGAAAGCAAGUUGAGUAAUAGCAUUUCAUCAUCGAAAGUCACUACUAGCUAGUAAGUAGUGCGGUACCAAGAUUCGCAUUAGACAACGCUACAAUAGAAGCACAUACUGGUGGGCUGUGCCUCUUGCCCUAUGCUACGGUGCAUUGUUUUACGCAUCGCUGCCACUGUUGGAAAUACUGCCAGCAGAAACCUCCCGCAUAGCCGCGGAAGGGCCACCACCUUUUCGCACCGUGUGAUUGUUCCCGUACCCAAACAAUUCGUUCAUAUAUUUCGAAUCGUCAAUCUUUCCUUCGCUUCCAGUGAAUUUGGCUUUAGCCAGAGCAAAGUAUGCCGCCAUGGUCAAGAGGGAGUCACUGCCAGCUUGAUGCUCUGCUCCGAGUCGUUGGCAUCCGAGCUCAUCCGCAAUUCGUUGAAGACCUCCGUGAAAACGGUGCCCAUCCAGGAGGCUUGUCAUGUACUUGAUAUCAUAAAUACAGGGAAAGUAAACCUUCAGGUAUUCAAAGAAUGCCUUUUCGUCUGCUGGAAGGUCCACGGUGGUCAGAAGCUUCAGCAGAUAACCAUAGUCAUAUCCAGAAUGGAAUGAGACCCAUUUGACACGAUCAUCCAACACUAGACCUGACACCAUGAGGAGUUCUCCAAACACCAAUGGAUCAAUGCCCCGAGUGGCAUGAUCUUCAAAGGAAAUCCCAGAUUUGUUGAGUAGAUCAAUCGAGUCCUGAGCAAACAUGUCGCCAUUUAGAUCGAAUUUGAAGUUGAACUGCCAACAGGGACAUCCUGGACAAAAAUUUCCAUUCUCAUCGGCAAAGCUCAAUCCCAACUGGAUGAUUUUCAGCAAGUCAACAUUGACUUUGAGCGACUUGUAGUGGUAGUCGGAUGUGUAAGCUUCUGUGACUGGUUUUGCCACAACACCUGGAAAUUCCGUGUCCAUGGCCACAUAGGGAUAUUUUUCAAUGACUGAUCGAAUCACUGCCAUUUCUUCCUGAACAUUCUCGGCCCAUACG
Messenger RNA from Seminavis robusta, 3081 nucleotides. Lineage: Eukaryota; Bacillariophyta; Bacillariophyceae; Naviculales; Naviculaceae. The record is from the annotation of a GenBank genome assembly.